Molecule: messenger RNA, 1133 nt
Organism: Musa acuminata AAA Group (dessert banana)
Lineage: Eukaryota; Viridiplantae; Streptophyta; Magnoliopsida; Zingiberales; Musaceae
Product: myb family transcription factor PHL8-like
Exons: 6
Coding region: 247-1026 (259 amino acids)
Molecular function (GO): DNA-binding transcription factor activity; DNA binding
Source: RefSeq, a predicted model, not a curated record
AGAAACGAUAGAUGUCAUGGCAUGGAGAUCAAAAGCAAAGAUGAGCCACAGCUCACGCACAUAUUCUUCGCACCUGACCCCAAUGUGCAUCCACAUUCGAAGACAAAGUGAAAGCCCACCCAAAUCGAGAUGGCAUCUUUGACGAUGAUAAUUAGAUGCCCAAGACGGGCACCAACCCGGUGAUUUCCCAGAUGCAGUUCCAGUUCCCCUCCGAUUCAAUCAUCAUCCCUCUUGCCAUCGUCCCCCAUGGAUUCCAAGCCGCGACUGAAAUGGACUUCUCAGCUUCAUCAACUCUUCGUCGACGCCGUCUCUCAGCUCGGCGGAGUCGAUAAAGCUACACCCAAGUACGUGAUGCGUGUAAUGGGAGUUCCCGGACUUACUCUGCACCACCUGAAGAGCCAUCUGCAGAAAUAUAGACUAGCGAAGAAUCGAGAAUCGAGCAUUCUCCGCGGUAACAGGCGACGAGAUGCCAAGGUCACGCACCAGUGGACUUCGGAGGACGCAACCACCCAGGACGAGGCGAACGAAGCACCACCGCAGUGCGAAACCACGUUAAAGAUGCAGAUGGAGGUCCAGAGAAAGCUGCAGGAACAGAUCGAGGUGCAGAGACACUUGCAGCUCCGGAUCGAAGCCCAGGGGAAGUACUUGCAGUCGGUGUUGAAGAAAGCCCAGGAAGCACUUGCUGGAUACAGCUCGAGUGCCAUCGGAAUCGAAGCUGUCAGGACCGAGCUCUCGGAGUUAGUCUCGGCUAUGGACACGGAAUGCCUGAGCUCCUCCAUCUCCCCUGGUGAUAGCUCCGCGGAGAGUUGCUUAACUUGUGGCGAUGUGAUGGAGACGAAAGAAGGGAACUCGUUAAAGCAAGACGACAACUCGUCUGCACUCCAUCGGAGCCAGGAAUCCGAUGAGUUCAGUCAGAAGACGACGAAGAGAAUGCAGAACGAUGUGCACGACGAUCUUUGCAGAGCCAAGAGAAGCUGCCGACGGAGUAGCUUUACCAUACAAGAAGAGCUUGACCUGAACAUAUAGAAAUCGCAUGAUGUGUAAUAAGCUUUACUCUCUAGUAUGCUAGCUGAUAGCUAUGUUUCGAACACAUCUAUUUUCGCUCUGAGGAAUGAAAACUAAGAAACUCUCAA